This is a messenger RNA of Cicer arietinum (chickpea), 1345 nucleotides long. RefSeq names its product protein neprosin-like. Lineage: Eukaryota; Viridiplantae; Streptophyta; Magnoliopsida; Fabales; Fabaceae. The record is from RefSeq and is a predicted model, not a curated record.
AUGGAUUUUAGGUUCCCAAUCAUUUCUCUACUCCUACAUUUUUUUCUAGUUAUUUCUUUGGUUUGUCCUAUUUAUUCUUUAGAAAUAAAUAGCAGCCGAUUAUUAAGUCAAACUUUUCGACAAGAGAAAAAUUUACACAAGUUAAAGAAGACAAUAACACUUCGUCUUCAACAAAUCAACAAGUCUGCUACAAAGACAAUCCAUAGCCCUGACGGUGAUAUUAUAGAUUGUGUUAUAUCUCAUAAACAACCAGCUUUUGACCAUCCUCUGUUGAAAGGACAUAAAUUAUUGAAUUCUCUAGAAAUCCCAAGAGAGCAUAACCAAACGGAAAUUUUGAGUGACAACUUUCAAUUGUGGAGUUUAUCUGGUGAAACAUGUCCUGAAGGAACAAUUCCAAUUAGAAGAACAAAAGAACAAGAAAUAUUGAAAGAUACACUCAAUAGUAAAUCUGAAAGAAAAUUCAAUAUUGUACAAAUGGACGCUACUAACAAUAGACACGAGUAUGCAAUUGGGACAGUGACUGGAGAUGCGUUCUAUGGAGCAACGGCUAACAUUAAUGUGUGGGCCCCACAUGUAGAAAGUAAUACAAGAGAAUUUAGCUUGUCUCAAAUAUGGGUCCUCGCUGGUACAUUUGGAAAAGACCUCAACUCUAUUGAAGCUGGUUGGCAGGUUUAUCCUUCGAUGUAUGGAGACAACCAACCUAGACUCUUUAUAUAUUGGACGAGUGAUGCAUAUAAAAAAACGGGGUGCUACAAUUUACAUUGUCCAGGAUUUGUUCAAACUAGCAAACAAAUAGUUGUUGGAGCUGCAAUUCGUCCUAUUUCUACCUAUAAUGGAAAACAAUUCGAAAUUAAGUUAUCGAUCUCGAAGGAUCCAAAAAAUGGGCAUUGGUGGCUUAAAUAUGGAUCAUCUGGACACGUAGUUGGAUAUUGGCCAUCCUCCUUGUUCACUCACUUAAAUGAUAAGGCAACUAUGAUUCAAUUCGGUGGAGAAAUAGUGAAUUCUAUAUCAAAAGGAUCUCAUACUUCCACCCAAAUGGGUAGUGGACAUUUUGCUGGAAAUGGUUUUGGAAAAGCUUCAUAUUUUAAACAUAUGCAAGUUAUGAAUUUUUAUAACAAACUGAUUCCAUUGCCAAAUCUACGAUUGUGGGCAGACAAACCAAAUUGUUAUAGCAUAAAAGCAGGGACUACUAAUACGAUGGGAAAUUAUAUUUACUACGGUGGACCUGGCAAAAGUGCCAAAUGUCCAUAAGAGAAUUGAAUAAUAUUUGAGAGGUCACAUUUAAGAUGUGUUAAUUUGGCCACGGUGGAAAAAUGUAUGUGAUGUUUAGUCAUAAGUUUUUUCG